This is a messenger RNA of Sipha flava (yellow sugarcane aphid), 2272 nucleotides long. RefSeq names its product carboxypeptidase N subunit 2-like. NCBI's taxonomy places the organism in Eukaryota, Metazoa, Arthropoda, Insecta, Hemiptera, Aphididae. The record is from RefSeq and is a predicted model, not a curated record. The coding region runs from base 467 to 2029 and encodes 520 amino acids. Gene Ontology annotation, molecular function: protein binding. The transcript has 7 exons.
UAUUCCGUAACACAGUUCACUUGAUGCAUAUAUAGUCAACAGUCAUCGACACGUGUAGUGAGUGUUUCUAGUAAAGUAAAGAAGUGGUUAUUAGAAUACAAUAAUUUCAUAUAUUGAUAAAACGACAAAUAGUGCGCGUUCUUAAUUGUUUCGUUUAAUUUCUAUGUAUUAGAAAUCGAAAAUCAAUCGUUUUAAAAUUUAUCUGCUUUUGAUUAGAUGAUUUCGAUGGAAAUAUAUCAAACAUGUCGUAGAGCUAAGUCUGUGUAGUAAAAUGUCGCAAUAAUAUGUCUCGAUCGAAAUGUAUGAAAGUAAACAAUAGGAAUUAUAAAGCAUAAAGAAAAAACCAAACCAAAUGAAUCGGUUCUGCGACAAAAAGCCAAAAAAUAUUUAUCUUUAAAAUGGGUAACAAUUUACAGAAAAAUUAUCAAAACAAAUACCUGCUGGUGUUAUCAUCGGACUGUCGGUUAUGAAUUCAAUGGUUGUCAUAUUAUUGCUAAUGGGGAUUGUUUCAUUGACGGCCGCGCAGACAACAAUCAAAUGUUUCGAAAGUAAUAAUAAGGGUAGAGAUAAAAAGAAUAUUCUUCUGGACUGCUCCAAUACGACUGGUAAGAAUCAUACGUAUAGUGUUGAAGAAUGGAUCCGCCACCAUGCUUUUGUGGACGAAGGAAUUCUCGCUAAUCGUGUUUCGCAAGUCAACCUGGAAAAUAACGAUAUCGAAAUGUUAUUUACGCUCCCAAAAAUGUCAUCGUUGAAAAAGUUAUCGUUUAAGCACAAUAAAAUAUCCUCCGUUGAAAAUCAAGCACUAUCAAACUUACAAAAUCUCGAAGAACUAGACUUAAGUCAUAAUUCACUAAAAGGUUACGAAUUACGUCUAUCCUUGUUUUUCGAUCACCAAAGGCAGAACGUAUUAAUAACGAAUGACGAAUCAAUUCAUUCGUCAAAAUCGGUGCUCAAAGUUCUUAAACUUGGUAACAACAAUAUCCACUCGUUAACACCGAAUUUUUUUGAAUAUUUAUCGAAUUUAGAAGAACUCGAAAUAAGCAAUAAUCCUUUGUCAGUUAUCGAUCAAAAUACUGAACUUGCAUUGGGUUAUUUAACAAAUCUUCAGUUUUUGGAUUUGAGUUAUACAGGUUUAUCAGAAUUCCCCGAGGGUAUGUUUUCCCAUAUGUCCAAUGUUGAAACCCUAUAUCUCAAAGGCAAUGAGUUCCAAAAAAUACCGAACGAGAUUCGAAGUAUGCCACUGGCUUUUCUUAAUAUGAAUGAAAAUCCUAUUGUUUGUUUGGACAACAAAUCAUUCACUGGUUUGGAUAAACUUCAAGAACUGAUUAUUAGUAGUUUGCAUAACUUGACUGAUAUUGGAAGCGGUACGUUUUCGCCACUAAAAAAACUAAACAUACUGCAUAUGGCUCAAAACCCUAGCCUGUUAAAUAUCCAUCCUAAUGCUUUCGGGGACUAUACAACAAAUAAAUGGUCAUUGCGACAAUUAAUCAUCAGUAACACCAAUUUGAGCAGUCUAGAUUCGAAUCUUUACCCUUGGGAAAAACUUGAUUGGUUCGAUGCUAAAGAUAAUCCGUGGAUGUGUGACUGUAGAUUAUCGUGGUUGGCAAGUUACAUCAAUGAAACGUUUGCUGAAAUGCCAGAAGAACUUUUACAUUAUCGGUGUCAUGCGCCUAGAGAUAUAUCUGGUAUACUAAUAUCUCAGCUGAAUAAUCACAUUGACUGCAACGAACCUGACAAAAUGCAUCCUAAUAAUAACAUCCACAGUCAUGUCACUCGUCUCCGACAUUUUAUUAUUGUCAUCGGUUUAGUGAUCAGUAUCCUCGUGUUUGGUUCAUUGAUAAACAUGUGUUGUAGGGAAAUCAAUAAGAUACUAAAGCCCAGGUUGCAUGUUCCGUCCAGAUUCAGUUCCGGUGUGAAAUACAAACCUGCAGAUUUCGAAGAGAACCUUGAGCCAUUAGAAGUGCCAGUAAAAAAUAUAAUGAUUCAUGGACGAUCACCUAUAGUCAUAAACAACACAAAUUUAAAUUGAAAUUUUGCGACAAAGAACAUGUUUAAAUCGAUAAAUAGUAGCACUAAGUCGAGAGUCUUUAAUUAUUCUUACGUGCAUUACGAAUAGUUUUUAUAAAGAUCGUAAAGUAAGAUAUUCUACCAUUUAUUAUGAAUUGUAUUACUAAAUUUCAAAUGUAUUUGUAAUCAGUAUAGUUUAUAUCGUAUGAUACAGUGUGAAUAUAACUAUACGUUUAGUUAAAAUAAAAUACCCUGAUAUUUCAUA